Molecule: messenger RNA, 1630 nt
Organism: Chanos chanos (milkfish)
Lineage: Eukaryota; Metazoa; Chordata; Actinopteri; Gonorynchiformes; Chanidae
Gene: laynb
Product: layilin b
Exons: 7
Coding region: 68-1165 (365 amino acids)
Biological process (GO): cell migration
Cellular component (GO): extracellular matrix; external side of plasma membrane
Molecular function (GO): extracellular matrix protein binding; extracellular matrix binding
Source: RefSeq, a predicted model, not a curated record
CUGAAAAAUCGUCCGAUAAUCAAAUGCUGUCCUACACAAACGUAACGUCGAAUGGAAAUAUGUAGACAUGGAUUUUAUGAAACUCCUUGGAGCUGUUUUGGCCGUUUGCUACCAUCCUGGAUCUACAUCGAAGGUAUUCAGCGGUCAAAGGAUAUGUCGCCGUGGGACUGAACGGCCUUGCUACAAAAUUGCUUAUUUUCCAGACGAACGGCUCAGGGUUAGUUUUGAGUUGGCUAGACAGACAUGCCAAAAUGAUGACGGAGAGCUCUUGAGCAUCGAAACAGAAAAUGAGCAACGUCUCGUCGAGAGGUUCGUUCAAGAGCUACGAGCUACUGAUGGAGACUUUUGGCUCGGUAUGCGACGGAGCCAACGCUAUAGAGGAUCACAUGGGAUCUAUUGCUCCUCACUCUACACCUGGCUGGAUAAUAGUGAGGCCACAUUUAGGAACUGGUUGUGGAAUGAGCCCUCAUGUGGCCAUGAGCUGUGCGUGUCGUUGUAUCACCGACCCUCUGUACCCCUUGGCCAGUGGGGAAGCAAUAUGUUCAAAUGGCAUGAUGAAAACUGCAACAAGAAGAAUAAUUUUAUUUGCAAGUACUCUGAAGAAAAGCUGUCUUUCCCUCCCUUAAAAGGAAAUGCAACAGCAUUCACAGAAAAUCCAGUUAUGUCUGUGAUGACAAAACAUCCGUCAGUCACGGUGGAUCAUGAAAAGAUAAAAACAGGCCUCUCUGGAUCCUCUGUGUCUGUUUUAGAUGACACUCUUAAUGUCUAUUACAUACUCCUUGCCACCAUACCCGUUCUGUUGCUGCUGUUGCUUGUGGCCUCUGGAGUUUUCUGCUUCAGGGUCAUGUCCAGAAGAAGAAAGGAACAGAAUGACAGAAUUUAUGCUCAACCAGGGAACUUCAUUUCAGCAGGGAGUCCUAACAAACGCAUUACCCACAUUCCCACCCCAAUCUACUCGCAACCAGGUGCUGACCUGCAUUACAUGUGCCCAGAAAUAAAAACAACAUCAUCCUAUAUCACAUCCAAUAAUAUCCAGUGUGAGGACUAUGAAAAUGUCACAGGAGACAAAGAGUCUGGCUUUGUCACAAAUGCUAUUUAUGAGUCUUGUCGAGGUAACAGAGCCACGGAGACAGGAUGGGUGGAAAAUGAAAUCUAUGGAUACUAAAUUUCUCCACUGACUGAAUAAAGACACUGAUUUUUUUAUCCACCUUACUAUGCAGUCUUUUGGACACCAAACUGUCUGUGUUUGGUUUUGUGUCACGCCUCCUGCUUUGAUGUGUUCUCUGGUGAGCUGAUGUGAAAGACAGAUUGUGAUCCUGCUUAGGCUCAUUGCUGGAGCGUAACCUGGAACCCAAGCCCUCAUAACUAACAGUACAAAGAAACCAGUGGUGUCAUCACCUACUAAGGGCUUCCUGUGUGGAAGCUGGUGUCCGGGAACAGGACAAUCUUUUCGGAAACUGACACGACAGUACUUUGACCUCGCUGUCGAUCUGAACAAUGUCCUCCCUCGGCCUGUGAGAGUGCUGUGUCCAAAGGAUGCCCACUGAUGUUCUGUUGUUUUAUAAAGUUAUUUUCAUUGUAUAUUAUGCUUGGAACAAGCCUUGGGGCAAAACAGUGCUGUGUAAUGUGC